This is a messenger RNA of Hemicordylus capensis (graceful crag lizard), 3354 nucleotides long. It is a transcript of the gene PRKG2, whose product is annotated as protein kinase cGMP-dependent 2. Gene Ontology annotation, molecular function: ATP binding; cGMP-dependent protein kinase activity. Bases 374 to 2716 code for a protein of 780 amino acids. Lineage: Eukaryota; Metazoa; Chordata; Lepidosauria; Squamata; Cordylidae. Gene Ontology annotation, biological process: protein phosphorylation. The transcript is spliced from 19 exons. The record is from RefSeq and is a predicted model, not a curated record.
CCGCAUCUACCCUGGCGAAGGCAGAGCCCGCUUGCUUCCUCCCUCCUUCUCCCCGCGGCGGGCGAAGGGCAAAGCUGGCACGAGGCGGCGGCUCCUGCCUGCCGUGGCCUCCCCUCCUCCCCCUCCCUCCUCUCCCCGCUCAGCCCGUCCGCCAGUCCGUCCUCCUCGGCUCUCACUUGCAGCCGGGGCUGGCAGGGAGGCGACAGCGGUGCCAGUCUUCUGCGUACUGUCCACCUGCCUGCCUGCUUCUCCCUCUCUGCCGCUGCGAGUCCGGGCAGGAGGCAGGCCGGCUCUUUCCCUGGAAAGGCGGAGGAAGUGACCGCAGGACGGAGAGGGCUGACCGGCCGCCUGAACAGGCAGGUCACCAGCCCAAAUGGGAAAUGGCUCAGUGAAACCCAAGUACCUGAAGAGGCCAGAUAGUCAUGUGGGCAACUGCCCUUUCGGUUGUUCAGCUGGUGGCAAGUUCUUGAAAGACCCGGGUUUGAACAUCAGCACCAUCACAGGCGCUGCAGAUAUCCUGAGAAGCAAGGUUUGGGAGCUCGAAAGGGAACUGAAGAGGCAGGAGGAAGAGUUGCAGGAGAGGAACUAUCACAUCAUCGAGCUCCAGGAACAGCUGGCUAAGCAAACCAGAACCAUCGCAGACCUUACUGAGGAGCUCAAGUGUAAAUGCAUCCAGCUGAACAAGCUGCAGGAUGUUGUGGACACCCAAGGAGCAAACCCCUUCCUCUUCUCCCCUCUUAAAGAGGUGCCCAGGAUUAGCCAAGCAGCAUGCAGUAACAGGAGGAGAGGUGCUAAGGAAGGGGUGUCUGCAGAGCCAACGACCCGGACAUACGACCUGACAGAGCAGCCUCGGUUUUCCUUUGAAAAGGCAAGGGUCAGAAAGGCCUCCAGUGAGAAAAAGCUCAUCACGGAUGCCCUGAGCAGAAACCAGUUUCUGAAGAGGCUGGAUCCACAGCAAAUCAGAGAUAUGGUAGAAUGUAUGUACGGAAGAACAUACCAGCAAGGGAGCUAUAUAAUCAAACAAGGGGAGCCUGGCAACCAUAUAUUUGUACUGGCAGAGGGCAGGUUGGAGGUCUUUCAGCAGAACAAACUGCUCUCGUCAAUUCCUGUAUGGACAGCAUUUGGGGAGCUGGCAAUUUUGUACAACUGUACAAGGACAGCCUCUGUUAAAGCUGUCACCAGUGUGAAAACAUGGGCAUUGGACAGAGAGGUUUUCCAAAAUAUAAUGAGACGGACAGCCCAAGCAAGGCAUGAACAGUACAGAAACUUCCUCCGAAGUGUGUCUUUGCUGAAGAAUUUGCCUGAGGAUAAACUAACAAAGAUCAUAGACUGCUUGGAAGUGGAAUACUAUGACAAAGGUGAUCAUGUUAUUCGUGAGGGAGAAGAAGGAAGCACCUUCUUUGUCAUCUCCAGAGGGACGGUUAAAGUUACCCAGACAGCAGAAGGCCAUACACAGCCGCAGCUGAUUAAAACUUUGCAGAAGGGAGACUAUUUUGGGGAAAGGGCCCUGAUCAGUGAUGAUGUCAGGUCUGCUAAUAUAAUUGCAGAUGAAAAUGACGUGGAGUGUCUUGUUAUUGACAGAGAAACCUUCAAUCAGACCGUGGGGACGUUUGAAGAACUCCAGGCAUAUCUGGUGGGUUAUGUGGCUACUCUGGCACGUGAUGAUGAAAAGAGACAUGCUCAAGUUUCUUCCUUGGAGCGACUCCCCAGUGAUGUCUCUUUGGAGAUGAUACAGCUGAAAGAAAAAGUAACCCAGUUUCCUUCCACCUGCCCAUUUCAGAAUCUGGAAAUUGUUGCUACUCUGGGUGUUGGUGGAUUCGGAAGAGUUGAGCUCGUUAAAGUUAAGAAUGAGAAUGUAGCAUUUGCCAUGAAGUGUAUCAAGAAGAAGCAUGUUGUGGAUACCAAGCAGCAGGAGCACAUCCACUCUGAAAAAAGAAUUCUAGAAGAGGUCUGUUCUCCAUUUAUUGUGAGAUUGUACCGCACUUUCAAGGACAACAAAUAUGUUUACAUGCUCUUGGAAGCCUGUCUUGGAGGUGAAUUAUGGAGUAUCCUCAGAGACAGAGGCAGCUUUGACGAAACCACAACGAAGUUCUGCAUUGGGUGUGUGACAGAAGCGAUUGAAUAUUUGCAUCGUAUCAGUGUUAUCUACAGGGACUUGAAGCCAGAAAACUUAAUUUUGGAUGCCCAAGGGUAUAUAAAGUUGGUUGAUUUUGGGUUUGCUAAGAAGAUUGGCGCUGGACAGAAGACCUGGACCUUCUGUGGCACUCCUGAAUAUGUGGCCCCUGAGGUCAUUCUGAACAAAGGACAUGAUUUCAGUGUGGACUUCUGGUCUCUUGGAAUACUUGUCUAUGAACUGCUUACAGGAAAUCCUCCAUUUUCUGGGGUUGAUCAAAUGAUGACCUACAAUUUGAUUCUAAAAGGUGUUGAAAGGCUGGAUUUUCCCAGAAUAAUAACAAAGCGGCCUGAAGAUCUGAUUCGGCGGCUCUGCAGACAAAACCCUACUGAGAGACUAGGUAAUCUGAAGAAUGGAAUACAUGAUAUCAAAAGGCACAGGUGGCUGAAUGGAUUCAACUGGGAUGGACUUAAAGCAAGGAAGUUAACAUCGCCUUUAAAAAGAGAGCUUUCAGGUCCAAUGGAUUACAGCCACUUUGACAGAUACCCACCUGAACAAGGAGUCCCACCUGAUGAGCUUUCAGGCUGGGAUAAGGAUUUCUGAGAAGACUACACUUGUUGGUCAAUCCUUGUAAGCAACUACAGAUUGUUUGCAGUCAUUGCAAACAUCCUUAUUGAGAAUGCAAAGCAACUGCAUUCCAAACAGUGGAACUUUUGCAUUUAGAUUCCUUGGGUGUGGCUCACACCAUAAUUUGCUCUACAACUUCACAGCAUGAAGGGUUUGUGUAUAACAAGAAGCCCUUUGAAAGAGGGGCUGGAGAUGGGAAAGUGUCACUCCCCAGUUAAUUACAAACUGAAUUCUUCAUUCAUCUCUUAUAGAGGUGUGUAAUGUUUUCCUUAUGUCAGCAUCUGUGUUCUGGCGGGCUUUGUAUACAAUGGCUUGCAUACCACGCCAAUGGAAGAGCAGGGCACAUGCCCUGGCAUUGUGUGAUUGCAAACUUGUGAUUGCAAACCCCUGCUAACUUUGGCAAAGAGGCACCUUUUAACGUGGUGAUUCUCUUUAUUUAGCAGUGGGGGGAGUAACUGGCCCUUUUUAGAUUGUGAGCCCUUUGGGGACUGGAAUCCAUCUUAUUUAUUUGUUAUUUCUCUGUGUAAACCGCCCUGAGCCAUUUUUGGAAGGGCAGUAUAGAAAUUGAAUGAAUGAAUGAAUGAAUGAAUGAAUAAACCACAUCCUCGCUGCUA